This is a messenger RNA of Centruroides sculpturatus (bark scorpion), 2215 nucleotides long. RefSeq names its product serine hydroxymethyltransferase, cytosolic-like. Lineage: Eukaryota; Metazoa; Arthropoda; Arachnida; Scorpiones; Buthidae. Gene Ontology annotation, biological process: tetrahydrofolate interconversion; protein homotetramerization; folic acid metabolic process. Gene Ontology annotation, molecular function: zinc ion binding; pyridoxal phosphate binding; protein homodimerization activity. The record is from RefSeq and is a predicted model, not a curated record. The transcript has 10 exons. Bases 437 to 1849 code for a protein of 470 amino acids. Gene Ontology annotation, cellular component: cytoplasm; cytosol; nucleus.
GUUAUAAGAAUAUGAGGAGGGAUUUGUUAAGCCACACAGGGGCCGUGUUAAAACACGUAUUAACUCGCCUUCCUUCCUAGUCGCGGGUUUAGAUCACGCACGACUUCGUAAAAAGAACAGCAAUGAGUAAUACUGUAAAUCAUACAGUACAUAUACCUCUAGUCACUCACCAAAGAUAAGCUCGACUGCACAAAAGAUUCUACCAAUUUUAUAUACUGUGCUCCAUCCGUAGACAAACCCACCAGUACACAGACGAGGUAUUCUCAUAAUUUAUGGUUAUAUUAUUGGCUAACACGAGUACGAAAGUUUUUGAAAAGUGUAAACGACAACUUUUACGCUUUAACAGUGACCACGUGGUAGUUUUUUAUCGAUUACAUAAUUGCUUAUUAUGCCGAAUUGAAAGUUAAAUUACAGAAAUAUUGUGGAAUAAAAGAAAAUGGCCACAGAUAUAAAAUCUGAAAUUGGUUAUUUGAACCAAACAUUAGAUGAAUGUGAUCCAGAAUUGUUUGAAAUUAUCCAGAAGGAGAAGAAAAGGCAAACAAGAGGUUUAGAGAUGAUUGCAUCUGAAAACUUUACCAGUAGAGCUGUCCUUCAUUCUCUCAGUACUUGUUUGCAUAACAAAUAUUCUGAAGGUUAUCCUGGUUUUCGGUAUUAUGGUGGAAAUGAGUUUAUUGAUGAAGUAGAAAGAUUGUGUCAGAAAAGAGCUCUUGAAGCCUUUGAUCUAGAUCCAUCAUUAUGGGGAGUUAAUGUUCAGCCAUAUUCGGGGUCACCUGCAAACUUUGCUGUCUAUACUGGAAUUGUUGAACCUCAUGGAAGAAUUAUGGGAUUAGAUCUUCCAGAUGGUGGUCAUUUAACACAUGGCUAUAUGACUGAAAAGAAACGUAUAUCUGCCACUUCAAUUUUUUUUGAAUCAAUGCCGUAUAAAGUUGAUCCAGCAACUGGUCUGAUUGAUUAUGACAAAUUACAAUUAAAUUCAAAACUCUUUAAACCAAAAUUAAUUAUCGCAGGAGUAAGCUGUUAUCCUCGAGAUUUAGAUUAUAAACGAUUUAGAAAAAUAGCAGAUGAAGUCGGUGCUUAUCUCAUGGCUGAUAUGGCUCACGUUAGUGGUCUGGUAGCCACAAAGUUGGCACCCAAUCCAUUUGAAUAUUGUGAUGUUGUGACAACAACAACGCACAAAACAUUACGUGGACCAAGAGCAGGAAUAAUAUUUUACAGAAAAGGUGUUCGGUCUGUAAAUAAACUUGGCGAAAAAGAAAUGUAUAAUUUGGAAGAAAAAAUUAAUCAAGCUGUAUUUCCUGGACUGCAAGGUGGACCACACAACAAUACUAUUGCUGGUAUUGCUACUGCUCUCAAACAAGUUCGGAUGCCCGAAUUCUAUUCUUAUCAGAAACAAGUUGUAGCAAAUGCAAAAACACUUGCUCGACUUUUACAAGAAAAAGGCUACAAAUGCAUCUCAGGUGGCACAGAUAAUCAUAUAGUUUGGGUUGAUCUUCGAUCAAAGGGAAUAAAUGGUUCACGUGCAGAAAGAGUUUUGGAAGACAUAUCCAUUGCUUGCAAUAAAAAUACUGUACCUGGGGAUAAGAAUGCUUUUAAUCCCAGUGGAAUUAGAUUGGGAACGCCUGCUCUUACCACUAGAGGCUUAAAAGAAUCUGAUAUCGAACAAGUGGUUGAUUUCAUUGAUAGAGGUUUAGAUAUAGCUGUUGAAGUAAAAGCUGCAAGUGGUCCUACACUGAAAGAAUUUAAAGCAAAACUUGAAGAAAAUAAAUUUCAAGAGAAAUUGAAAAUGUUAAGAGAAGAAGUUGAAAAUUUUGCAAUGAAAUUUCCUCUUCCUGGCUAUGAAGAUUUUUAAUUCUUUUUCACAUUCCAUACAUGAAAAUUACCUAUCAAUAUUUGGAUCCAAUUUUUAUAAAUUUUGUUAAUUUUAAUUUGAAAUGUAAAUGAAUUAUAUUAUGUUUUAUAUGAAUAAUAUUUUUAUAUCAAAUCAAAUAGUUUUAAUAAAACAUAUUUGUUAUUGUGUUUUAUACAUUUUAACUAAAACAUCAAAUAUUUUGAUUAUGUAAUUAAUCAAAUUUUAAUGGAUACUUUUUAUAUGUCUGGUUGAAAUUAUAAUUUGACUUCUACUAAUGGUAUUAAGAGUUUAUAUAUAUAUCAACUCUUAAUACCAUUAGUCAAAAUGAUUUGUAUAUUAAGUAAUUAAAGAUUCUUUGAAGUUAUA